Salpingoeca rosetta is the source of this 561-nucleotide messenger RNA. RefSeq lists its product as uncharacterized. The coding region runs from base 1 to 561 and encodes 186 amino acids. The record is from RefSeq and is a predicted model, not a curated record. The transcript is spliced from 4 exons. Lineage: Eukaryota; Choanoflagellata; Craspedida; Salpingoecidae.
AUGACGAUACAGCGAACUGCAGAGGCGGCACACCAAGCAACCCAGCGGCGCAUCUCGCAGAUGCUCCAGCAGGCAUAUGCGGACUUGAAACCGGGAACCAUGUUCAAGAGCAAGGAUGGCGUGUUACGUGCUUUGGCAGUCGUCGCUGUGUUCCAUGAGAUGAAUGCAGCCACCGAUCAACACGGUUGGUUGCAAGGCAAGGGGGUUGAGGUGCCUACAGCAAGCACGGCAGCAGAAGCCUCUCGGCGGUGUGAGCAGUCACAACAGACGCAGCAGAGCAACAACCCCACGAGCAGACCCAAGGACAGCAGCGCUGACGUGGGACUUGACGUGCGCAUUGUCGUGUAUCCCAUGGGUCUGCACGAGCUGUGCACCAUACUUGCGCAUCACGAUGGUGUGGUAGACAUCGAGUGUCUCCCACAAGCAGACGUCGUCCUUGCUCGGUUCAGGGGUCAUGAGGAUGUGGAACUUGUAGUUGUGGACAUUGAUGGCUGUUGCUCCAUUAGCUACAUUUCGUGUACAGAUCCUUUGCGACACUCGGCAAGGCCACAGGACUGCUAG